CCAAUCUACGUUAGUUUGGGCCAUCACCGCUGUCGACGAAGACAGUGAUUGCAUCACUGUUGUCGACGAAGACAGUGAUUGCAUCACCGCUUUCGACGAAGACAGUGAUUGCAUCACCGCUGUCGACGAAGACAGUGAUUGCAUCACUGCAGUACACGGCCGCGGUGAAGGCCUGACCUGCGUCGAAACUUGAAACAAACGUAACUUUGUGCUCGGUUAUCCGAUCGUAGCAAAAUUUUUUUUGAUUCCGCAUAAUUUUUCGAGAUCUUGCAAGUCGCAAAUGGCCAUAGGAGGUUUGGUCCCGCCUUCGUCUCGAAAAUAUGUCGUUUGCUACCCCGAACGAGCCUUUUUUCGAUUUCGUCAAACUUUGAAUGACCAUAACUUUGUGCUCCACAAUCCGAAAAUCAUGAAUUUUUUUUUGAUUUCGCAUAAAUUUUUAAGGACUAAAAUAUUUAGUAGGAGAGAAUUUUCAAAAAAUGAAUUAUUUAUGGAUAUAAGGGGUUUUGGGAAUAACUUUACCUUCCUUUUCAGGAAUCCAAGUACAUUCCGAAAAUAUGUCUAUGAUAAAAAUUGUAGUCCUUAAAAUGUUAUGCGAAAUAAAAAAAAAUCAUGAUUUUCGGAUUGUGGAGCACAAAGUUAUGGUCAUUCAAAGUUUGACGAAAUCGAAAAAAGGCUCGUUCGGGGUAGCAAACGACAUAUUUUCGAGACGAAGGCGGGACCAAACCGCCUAUGGCCAUUUGUGGCUUGCAAGAUCUCGAAAAAUUAUGCGGAAUAAAAAAAAAUUGCUACGAUCGGAUAACCGAGCACAAAGUUACGUUUGUUUAAAGUUUCGAUGCAGGUCAGGCCUUCACCGCGGCCGUGUACUGCAGUGAUGCAAUCACUGUCUUCGUCGACAGCGGUGAUGCAAUCACUGUCUUCGUCGACAACAGUGAUGCAAUCACUGUCUUCGUCGACAACAGUGAUGCAAUCACUGUCUUCGUCGACAGCGGUGAUGGCUCAAACUAACGUAGAUUGGGAAUUAUUUUCAUAACGUGUGUAUUUUGAGAAUUUUUUUUAAAAACAUGUGUAACUUGGGAUUUUUUCCACAUUUGCGGGGGUAUAUUAUAUUUGACCAAUGUCUGAGUUGCUGGUUAUAAAAUUGAACAAAGCUAGCUCUUCCCUACACAAUCUGAGAGGACUUGGAAGAAGAAGACGAGCAAGGAGUAAGAAGAGUCCUAGUUGCUCUUUGGUUCUCCUUUUCGUUGCUGGUCUUAACUUGUCGUCUUUUGUCUUUCCAAGUUAUGUGGCGUAGUUUGGUUGCUGGCUCCUGAGAUCAUCAUUAUAUUAUUAAUCAUUGGGCUUGAGGUAAGGUUGUAACUUUCUUGUCAAGUUGGCCUCUCCAUGUUCAUGGCGUUUUGUAGUGAUGAUUUGAUGGGCGGGGAGGUGUGGGCCCGACAUGGCUGCUAUCAGAUGUGUUUAUGACUGAUCAGCAUCUUCUUCUGCUCCCUACUUCUAUUGCCAUCACAAUUCACAAUCUUUAUCAUGACUGCAAACUGGAAAGAGACUGAUAACAAUUGAUGAGUUGUUCUAGCUUGCUAUCUUCAUCUAAAAGUAAUACUACACUGUGAUCCUCAGUUCCUCCCUUCCAACAUCCACGUUACAGUCUCUUCUAUAUAUUCUUGCUGUUAUUAUGAUAAGACAAAGUGGGAAAUUUUGAUUGUUCCUUGUGAUCAGUUGUCAUUAGUCACCAGGCAUAUUCCUCUCAUCAUAAUAACCGCAAAAUUGUCGUUGCAUCAGAUUCUCUGUUGUUGUCCUUUGCUCCUAUUGAUUCCUUUCAUAUUCCUUAGUAGUGGGGGAUGCAUAUACAUAUGCUACGGUCAUAGUUGUGGAGGAGAUUGAGAUAGUUGGGUGCAAAGAGAAAAGUGGAGCUUGUUCCACUGCUGGGAGAGGCUGAUCUUCUCCACUGCUAAGGAAGAAAAGGGAUGGCAUCAGCAGCAGCAGAAGAAGAGUAUACAGUGCCACUGUUGAAGAAGCAGUACUAUGAGAAUUGUCCCGGUUGCAAGGUUGAUGAACAGAAAGAGUUGAAGAGAGGAUGGCCCAUCCGGGAGUUCCUUUCAAUUUGGACGGUUGUUCUUUGCACAGCUCUCCCGAUAUCAUCUCUCUUUCCCUAUCUCUAUUUCAUGAUUAGGGACUUCAAUGUUGCAGAAAAAGAAGAAGACAUCGGUUACUAUGCUGGUUAUGUUGGAUCCUCAUUUAUGUUUGGCAGAGCUUUGACUUCUGUUCUCUGGGGAAUGGUGGCUGAUCGCUACGGUAGAAAGCCUGUUAUACUCUUUGGGACUUCAUCAGUGGUUAUUUUGAACACUAUCUUCGGACUCAGUGUAAACUUUUGGAUGGCUGUUAUCACGAGAUUCCUACUCGGGUGCUUGAAUGGUUUACUUGGUCCUAUAAAGGCAUAUGCAACUGAAAUUUUCAGACAUGAACAUCAAGCCUUGGGUUUGUCAACGAUCACCACAGCGUGGGGUAUAGGAUUGAUUAUUGGUCCAGCUCUAGGAGGUUUCCUGGCCCAGCCAGCUGAUAAAUAUCCAACUCUGUUCUCCAAGGAUUCUUUAUUUGGGAGAUUUCCCUACUUCUUGCCUUCUCUGGCUAUAUCAAUUAUUGCUGUUGGAGUAACGAUUGCUUCUUUCUGGCUCCCGGAAACAUUGCAUAACCAUAACGAAAAGAGGGCAGCAUCUGAAGACUCCUAUGAUGCUUUGGAGACUGCAUCUGGUGAUGGUGGGUUGAAGGAAGACGAUGGGAACACAGUAGCGAUUAUCAAACAGAAGAAGCAACCAGCAAGCCUUCUUAGAAAUUGGCCUCUGAUGUCAUCUAUCAUGGUCUACUGCAUCUUCUCACUUCAUGAUAUGGCUUAUACAGAGAUAUUUUCGUUAUGGGCAGUGAGUCCCAGAAAGCUCGGCGGACUUGGAUACUCAACGCAGAAUGUUGGUGAAAUUCUGGCAGUGUCAGGCUUUGGACUGCUUGUGUUCCAACUCGCUCUAUAUCCAUAUGCGGAGAGACUUCUCGGACCUGUAAUGGUGAGCCGCCUUGCUGGGUUAUUAUCCAUUCCAUUGUUGGCAAGUUACCCUUUUCUGUCGAAGUUGUCGGGCUUCAGUCUCGGUGUGCUGAUAAACUGCGCAUCUGUAUUGAAGAAUCUCCUAUCUGUAUCAAUUGUCACCGGCUUGUUCAUGCUGCAAAACAAUGCAGUGGAGCAGCACCAGAGAGGAGCUGCGAAUGGGAUAGCAAUGACAGCAAUGUCUCUGUUUAAAGCAGCUGGUCCUGCUGGUGGGGGUUCUCUGUUUUCUUGGGCAGAAACGCGUCAGGAUGCAGCCUUCCUUCCAGGUAACCAAAUGGUGUUCUUCGUGCUGAACCUGGUGCUGGCAAUUGGGGUGGUGUUCACUUUCAAGCCAUUCCUAGCCCAGCCCCGAGGUCGAACAGCAGCAACACAAUGACCUAGCUGCUGCUGUACUCUCCUAGACUCCCCUACUACACAUCAGUUUUUUAGCAAAUCUCAAUUCUGGCUUGUCUCCAUAAGGCCUACUUCAAAGGGAAGUGAACUCCAAGCCAAGGCUUCUUGCCCGGAAGGCCAUAUUUUGGUUUGGUUUGGUUGAUUGCAAAUGUAAUGUAAAGCAAUCAAAUAAGCUCGGAGAGAGGAGUGAUAGAGAGGACUGAUCUCGUUUUUCCCCCAAUAGGGAAAAAGGAACAGGUUUAGCAUUCAUGCUAUUUGUUGUUUCAUCCUCCUUUGUAACAGAAUCUCUUCCAGCAAACUACAUUGCUUUCAUUCUCUUCUUUGCUCGGAACUAGUGUGGGUUCCGAGGCUAAGCAAGUAGAUGAUAAGAUGCAGUGCCAGAGAAGCAGAUAAAGAGGCUUGUGAAUCUGCAAUCCUGCUAAUGAAUACUUUCUUCAGUUUCUGCCAAAAAAGAAAACAAAUGUGCUCCUACUCCUUCUAAAAAGUCCCGCCCAACCUCCGACCUUCCUUGACUCGCACUCAAAACGACUAUCAGUAUGAAGCCCAAGGAUGCAAAGCGGGGAAAACGCCCCGCACCUCUCGGAGGAGAGUCCAUCUGAAAUACAGAGAAUGGGCCGGCCAUCUGGCUUGGUCCGGCCCAAGACAGUUAAUCUGAAUUGUCAUCGGAUUGCAAUUGCAUGACUAUGAGCAGGAUCGAGGUAGGUAUCUCGAUAUCAGUACUCGAUCUGUGACAUGUUAGAUUCAAGUCGGGGCCAGAAUGACUAUGUAAUUUAAAGAAAAUAUUAGGAAUAUUAAUUUUUCAAUAAAAAAACUAAGAAACAAACUAUACUAUAUAGUAAAUGCAAUUAAAUUGUUAGAUACACUAAGGUACUCACCUUUACCUAUUUACAAUUUUCAGUGUAGUUAAAAUAUGAGAGAAUCAGGGUUGUUACGCUGGCCGGCGUGCCACCGGUUGUACCUGGUUCAACCUGUAGCGGUCAUAAAACCGGCGUGACACCAUCGGUAUGAUCGGCAUGAUCGAUAUACGAAUCUCUAAGUAAAAUAUCCUUAUUUUAGUGACUUUAAUUGUUAAAAAUUAUUUUAUUAUUUAUUUUGUGAGUAUGAAUGUUAAAUAUUGAUGUUAUUUGUUGGAUUCAAGUAUAAAUGUUUAGGUAUUGGCGUUAAAUGUCAUGUUUAAAAUGAGUAUUUAUAAUUUUAUUUGUAAUAUUGACCGGCAUGAACCAGCACAAACUGGUAUGUGCCACCGGUCGAACCAUUCAACUUGCUAAACCGACACACUGGCAUAAACCGGUUUGACAACCUUGGAGAGAAUAAAAAGUAAAUUGCUAAGUAAUCUGAGUAAAAGUAUAUGUAAUUUAGACAAGAACAGAUAAAGAAUGAGGAGGGUC
Molecule: messenger RNA, 4869 nt
Organism: Linum trigynum
Lineage: Eukaryota; Viridiplantae; Streptophyta; Magnoliopsida; Malpighiales; Linaceae
Source: the annotation of a GenBank genome assembly